CUUGGACAUCAAUAUAACGUAGACAGAGAACUAGAAAUACGGGACACUAAACAGCGAGAGGGACGGACAGAGAGAGUAUGGAAAGGGUGUUUUCUGUGGACGAUAUCGCCGACCAAUUCUGGUUGCAGCCGCCGAUUCUGCUCUCCCAGCCGGCGGAGCUCGACCUGCAGGGCUCCUCCUCCUCCUCUAGUAUCAUGAAUCGCAGCUCCUCCGAGUGGGCCUUCCAACGCUUUCUCCAGGAGGCCUCUGUCGUUGAUCACAACUCUUCUGCUUCUGCUGCGGCUGCGGCUGCUUCUUCUACCUCUAUUUCGCAAUCGGAGCAAGUGCCUCGUGACGAAUUUCUCGAGAUCAACCAGCAGAGCCUCGCUCCCAAUCGGAAUUCGAGUUACCGGCAAAAUAACUCGGGAACGGCGGCGGCGGCGACGAAUAGUAAGAGUACUAGUGCCAUGGUGACUUCGUUCGGAUCGACGCAUGCAUCGGAUAUUCCGGAUCAUUCCGAGAAGUACCAGGCAUUCCUCAAAAGCCGUCUCGAUUUAGCUUGCGCCGCGGUAGCUUCCCGUGCGAUGUACUUGAGGCCUCAAGAUUCAACCACCAUGACGCCUGGUAUAGGAUCAUCGGUCUCCAAUACAGUGCAAACAGGGUCACAGGUGCCUCCUAAAGGAUCUGAGCAUGAUUCACUGAAGGGGCAAGAGGAGGGUGGAGCACCAACUGGCAUACCCUCCUUGCCUGCAGUGCCGAAGAAAUCUAGUGGACAGGUUCGGUCAAUAAGUAGCGGCUCAGAACAGUCAGAUGAUGAUGAAGCUGAAGGGGAAGGUGAAGCUGAAACAACUGAUAAGAUGGAUCCAGCAGAUGCAAAACGCGUAAGGAGAAUGUUAUCCAAUAGAGAAUCAGCUAGACGUUCUAGGAGAAGAAAGCAGGCCCAUCUGACAGAACUAGAUACACAGGUCUCUCAGUUGAAAAUUGAAAACUCCUCAUUAUUGAAGCGCUUGACAGACAUAAGCCAAAAAUUCAAUGAGGCUGCAGUUGACAAUAGAGUCUUGAAAGCCGAUGUUGAGACACUGAGAGCAAAGGUUAAGAUGGCUGAAGAAACAGUUAAAAAUGUUACAGGUUUGAGUCCACUGUUUCAAGCUAUGGCUGACAUAUCCUCAAUGGGCAUGCAAUCCUUUCCUGGCAAUCCAACUGACACAUCAAUUGAUGCUGCUCUCCCUGUUCAAAAUGACCCCAAUCAUCAUCGCUAUUAUCAAUCUCCUUCAGGUGUUCACUUUCAGCCCCAUGAUCCCAUAAUCCAGAACGGCCUGGUUGACAUUCCACCAAUAAAUAAUAUGCUGCAGGUCCCAGCUACAGCAACAGUUGGGGCUAAUGGAAUAGGGAGAGCAACUGCAGUACCACCAGCAACAGUUGGGGCUAGCGGGUUAGCGAGACCAACUGCUCUACCACCACCAACAGUUGUGUCGAGCGGGAUGGCAGGGAGAGCAACUGCACUACCACCAGCAACAGUUAUGGCUAGCGGGAUAGCGAGACCAAGUGCAGUACCAGUACCACCAGCAACAGCUGGGGCUAGCGGGAUAGGGAGAGCAACUGCAGUAUCACCAGCAACAGUUGGGGGUAGCGGGAUAGGGAGAGCAACAGGUGGGGCUAGUGGAAUAGGGGGAGCAGCUGCGGGAUCAACACAUCCAAUGGUGAGCAUGGAACAUUUCCAGAAGCACAAGUAGGGGUGUUUGGUGGAACUCUGGGUGGGUGGGGGGCAAUGAUGCAUAGAAACUGACCACCUAAUUGACGAUUUUGUCAAAAGAGAUUGGAUUAAUAACUUAGUUAUGUGUUUACAUAGCUAAUGUAAAAUGCAUUAUUUUCUCUAU
Ipomoea nil (Japanese morning glory) is the source of this 1856-nucleotide messenger RNA. RefSeq names its product light-inducible protein CPRF2-like. The transcript is spliced from 6 exons. The record is from RefSeq and is a predicted model, not a curated record. Gene Ontology annotation, molecular function: DNA-binding transcription factor activity. NCBI's taxonomy places the organism in Eukaryota, Viridiplantae, Streptophyta, Magnoliopsida, Solanales, Convolvulaceae. Gene Ontology annotation, biological process: regulation of DNA-templated transcription. Bases 78 to 1712 code for a protein of 544 amino acids.